CACUCGAGCGCAACGAUGACGUCGACCGAGCCAGCGAUGCAAGUCUUCGAGUGCGUUCGCAACAUGUGGGCGACGCGGGCCUUGGCGACCGUCGCGUCGCUCAAGAUUCCAGACCUCCUGCGCGACGGCCCGCUGCGCGCCGAUGAGAUUGCGGCGCAGCUCGGGCUCCAUGCCGACAGCGUCUUUCGCCUCCUUCGCGCAGUCGCGUCCAUGGGCUUUCUCUCGCACGACACCACCAACGUCUUUGCGCUCACACCAUCGGGCGAGGCGCUCAUCUCGGACGUCCCGGGCUCGAUGCGCUCGUACCUUGUGGCCAUGACGGCGCCGGGGCACUGGCUGCCGUGGGGCAACCUCGAGCACACGAUCCGCCAUGGCACACCAGCAACCGACAUGGAGCUCGGCGCCGACCUCGGCAGCUACUACGCCAAGAACGAGGCCGAGGGCCACCUCUUCAACGACGCAAUGGCCAACGUGUUUGCGAUCUCGGGCGCCGUCUGCCUCGAGCACUACGCCUUUGACGACGUCGUGACCGACGACAUGACGGUCGUCGACGUUGGCGGCGCGCACGGCGACUUUCUCAUGGAGGUGCUCGCCGCGCUCAACCGCCCCGAGACGAUCCGCGGCGUCCUCUUUGAUUUGCCCCAUGUGGUCCAGGAAGCUGCCACGUAUGGCAACCUGAGUCUUGCCAUUGACUGCGUGCCGGGCGACUUUUUCGAGUCGGUGCCGCCCGGCGACUUGUAUUUGCUCAAGCACAUUUUGCACGAGUGGGACGACGCGCAUUGCGUGACGCUGCUGCGUCACAUCCGCGCGGCGAUGCCAGCGACCGGCCGCGUACUCAUCGUUGACGUCGUCCUCGCCGAGACGCCCGACGACUCGACCGCGAUGCUGGACCUCAACACGAUGGUCAUGUUUCGCGGCCGCGAGCGCACGGAAGCCGAGUUCCAUGACCUCUUGAGCGCCGCCGAGAUGCACCUCGUGCGUGUCAUCCGCACCGGCACGCCUUUCUCGAUCAUCGAAGCGGUUGCGAUCUAAGCUACUAAUAUGCUUGGCUACUACAACGCUAUCACGCUGCUUUCAACGACCAA
Messenger RNA from Saprolegnia parasitica CBS 223.65, 1085 nucleotides. RefSeq lists its product as hypothetical. Bases 16 to 1032 code for a protein of 338 amino acids. The transcript is spliced from 2 exons. Gene Ontology annotation, molecular function: O-methyltransferase activity. Lineage: Eukaryota; Oomycota; Saprolegniomycetes; Saprolegniales; Saprolegniaceae. The record is from RefSeq and is a predicted model, not a curated record.